Messenger RNA from Guyanagaster necrorhizus, 994 nucleotides. RefSeq lists its product as uncharacterized. NCBI's taxonomy places the organism in Eukaryota, Fungi, Basidiomycota, Agaricomycetes, Agaricales, Physalacriaceae. Bases 200 to 910 code for a protein of 236 amino acids. The transcript has a single exon. The record is from RefSeq and is a predicted model, not a curated record.
GAAAUAUAUGUGAAUUAUUGCUAAUGUCCACAUCAACAGUUUUUAGUUUCUCGGCGAACCUACAAUGAUUUUCAGGGUUUCUAUGAUCAAGACAAGACCUGUAUUGAUUUCAGGAAUACAAGUAACAUGACGUUACUCCCUUUGUGACUGAUUUGUCCUUUGUCUUGUCGAUGCUGCAGUCUACAACAAAGUUUGAACAAUGAAUGUUUCCAGGUGGCAGUCGAAGCAAGCCAAGGUCAUUAUAAGAAGGCUAGCUAAAGGACAAUACCUGCCAACAGUUAACGCUCAGAGUUCAACGUUGCAACGACUAACUAUACUUGACCUCUUCAUUCUCAACAUCAUGGAAUCCGCAAACGCAUACGCCGCGGCAUUGUCUACACUGCUUUCGCGUCGCGCCGCAACGGCAAGCUCGCUCCAGGGGCCAUCAAAACGCCCUCGAGCUAUACCGGACGUAUUCGGGAAAAAAUACAACCCCAUGUGCCGAAAGAUGUUAGGAAAAGGUGCAUUCCUGAAGGACGAAACUCUGGUUCGGGCUAAAGACGGCAAAAUCAUUCGGUCACCGGAGACAGAAUCGCAGUCAAUGACAAGACUCGUUCAGAACGGGAAUACGCGCCAUGGCAUUCCACGUCAUGAGUGCCCUGACUUCGGCGGACAUGCAACAAGGACGGGGGAGGACGGGGCACCAUUUCAGACCACGUAUGACUUAAUCCAUGUUGACACGUCCUCAACACGGCUGGAUGUGAUGAAUGGAACAUUAGCCAUUGCUGAGGAUUGCCUGGAAGGAUAUGGAACGAUGUACAGUUAUACGGGGAACGGACUAAACGUGGAGAUUGACGUCGAUCCAUGGCAACUAUCCGAGGAGAACAGAAUAUUCGACAUGUUCAUCAACGUGGAGGAAUGCGCUGCAUAGGGGGAAAGAAGGGUCUAUGAUUAGACGCCCAUAAUGACACAACCGUACCGUACUAAUGCCUUUAAAAUUUUAAUACUAGAUAUA